Tauraco erythrolophus (red-crested turaco) is the source of this 384-nucleotide messenger RNA. NCBI's taxonomy places the organism in Eukaryota, Metazoa, Chordata, Aves, Musophagiformes, Musophagidae. The record is from RefSeq and is a predicted model, not a curated record.
CAUGGAUCAGGUAAUGCAAUUCGUGGAACCCAGCCGCCAGUUUGUAAAAGAUUCCAUACGGCUUGUUAAAAGGUGCACCAAGCCUGACAGGAAAGAGUUCCAGAAGAUUGCCAUGGCAACAGCAAUAGGCUUUGCGAUAAUGGGAUUUAUUGGUUUCUUUGUCAAAUUGAUCCAUAUCCCAAUCAACAACAUCAUUGUAGGCGGCUGAAUAUUCAUCAUGAAGAACAAGACGUUGUGAUACUUGCUGUAAAGAUUUCACAGCCUUAACUUGUCUGCUAUUAAACAAGCUCAGUUUGGGUUUUCAAACAUUCUUGUCAUCUUAUUCCUCUUUUAAAGUGUAUGCAAUCAUACCUGUCUGCAUUACAGUCGUGUUUUUUUUCAGUA